Portunus trituberculatus (swimming crab) is the source of this 5178-nucleotide messenger RNA. RefSeq lists its product as uncharacterized. The coding region runs from base 171 to 4919 and encodes 1582 amino acids. NCBI's taxonomy places the organism in Eukaryota, Metazoa, Arthropoda, Malacostraca, Decapoda, Portunidae. The record is from RefSeq and is a predicted model, not a curated record. The transcript has 14 exons.
AAGCGGCAGCACGAAACACAGGUUGAGAUAUAAGCGGCAUGGUUUUGUUGUGGUUUCUUUUGACUAGGCUUGGUCUUGGUUGCUGGACCGUUUGCCUAGCAUAGCAAGAACGCCGCCAGCUUGUGUGUGAUAAUGUUCCAGAAGUUUUAACACGAAUUUUUUACUUCACAAUGAAUCGAAGCAUCGCAGUAGUGGUGUACGCGGUGGUCGCCUCGUCAUGGUGUGCACGGAUGGCGUGGGCAGCAAAGGAAGGCGAGGUGCAGCUCUCCAAUUCAGGGCACGUUGACUUUAAUCAUCCCAUUGACGAACCUUUGGUCAUGUCGACCCUCACGGUCGGUGAUGAUCGCAAAAAAAUUCUCAUCAUAAACAGAGAGAGAGAAAGUGAUUUUGAAAGAGAAAGGAGAAGGAGAAUGGAAAUUGCUAGGGAACGAGAGAAAGAAAGUGAUUUUGAAAGAGAGAGAAGGAGAAUAGAAAGUGCUAGAGAACAAGAGCGUGAAAGAAACAAUGAAAGAAAAGAACAAAUCAAUACGACGGACCAGUUGGUCUUGAACAGACGCACCAGUGCCGAUUUGGAAAGAAGGAGGGAGCGUGUACGUCAAGAAGAAAUUGCCCGUGAAAUUCAUAAGGCCGAGGAAAGGAAAAGGAAAAUUUUGCAAGAAAUGGCUAGACAUGACUCAUUAGAAAGCAAACCUAGUUCAGUACAUGAUAAUAGGGAACGUAAUUUGAGUCAAUAUGAUUCACGGAGACAUGUUGAUCGAGCAUUAAGAGAAGGUGAUGCCCUUGAAAGAGUUGAGCGUCAUCGUGUGAGAGACACUUUGCGUGAGAGCUGGGGUGAUGGCAGGGCAGACUCAGCAUUUGAAGAGGUACAGCGGCCCCGUCACCGUGGUACCAUUCGCAGGAAACCGCCCAUUCUUAUCAUCGAACAAGUUCCGGUGAGGUACUCUGGGCCUGCUGACCAUGGUGAUUAUCCUCAGACACAUUUCAAGAAACCUCAGCUGAAUGGACACAGGAACCCUGAAACGUGGUACGAAGAGUCCUCUCUGCCCGGGAAUGGCCAUGAUUUCGAGGACCCAAAUCGAGGAAAACCAUUUAUAGACCGACGUGCACCUGACAGGCCAGUUGCUUUGCCUCGCCCAGAUACGGCGUACACUGACCGUCGCCCAGAUCGUCCUGAUUAUCCUUAUAAAUACGAUGAAAUUCACAUAACUAUUCCCGGCGACUCAACAGAACACCAAGCUGAACUAGUGAACCCAGACCACAUUGAUCACACUCUCCACGUGUUUCCGACAGAUGAUCUUCCCGAAGGCCAAGGUUCCCCUGCAGCUAGUAUAGUGCGUAGCCCAUCGCUUGGUCUGCGGGUUCCUCACGUCCUUCACCAUCACAUUCCGAGCCUUGGCGUAGGUGGUAACGCAGGCCACGCACAGCUGGCGUUGGAGCAGGCAUUAAUUGCUGAGCAGGCGCUACAAGCACAGGCUAUUCAAGCAGGUCAAAUCAAACAAGCAGCUGUAGCAGCUCAAUUAGCAGGUCACGUUGCAGCACAACACCUUACAGCACAGAAGGUUGCGGCACAAAAAGUUGCCGCCCAAAUCAUUGCCGCUGGCAGUGCAUCAGCAAACCGUAAGGCAACACAACUAAGCCAGAUCCUUGCAGGAGACGCAGCCGUCAAAGCUGCAAUCAAAACUAAACUUGAACACGAAGUAGGACAUCGUUUGAAGAAAUUGCUAUCGCAUAAAGCAGCUGGGGCAGUGUUCCCUGGGCCAGGAGUGGAGACGGAGCUGGGUCAAGCUGCAGUGGCUGCUCUGGCAGCAAACAGUUUCCACCAGCACCAAAUUUCUUCUGCGAACAUAAAUCAGUUACGGGAGGAGCUUAUACACAGGCUGACUCUCCUUAAACCAUAUUUUGAGAAAAGCAGCUCAGGAUUCGCUGUGCCUCGAGUUAUUCCAAACUUGCCCAGCGGGACGCAUCUCACUCCGCUGCAAGCAGAGGCUCUUCCAAAGAUCACACUACAGGUUCCAAAUGAAGUAGUGAAGCCAACGUCGCUGCACAUUCAUGAUUUGGAUGAGCUGCGCCCCCCACUCAGCUCUGACUACGUAGAGUACCUGCUGAAUCUUCCUGACGACCUUUUUCUCGUGGUCACCAAUCUAUCCAAGUCACAAUUCCUGAUGGCAUUGUUCCCACGCCUCUACAGGGGUUCCACUCAUCACCUGUCCUCCCCCACCACACCCAGCGCUUCCUAUCAUCCUCCUGUCUACUCGUCCUCCACCACGCCGGUGAUCCCUAACGAUUCCAGUGAUAGCCACCGAUUGCAUCCACCUUCUAGUUCCUACGGGCCUCCUCCUGUGAGUCCUCCCACCCAUACAACUCUUCAUCCCUUCACGCCCACAUACACAUAUGAACCUUCUUGCUCUUUAUUGCCAGUUACUCCAUUGCCAUCACCACACAAGAUUAACGUCAACAGAUUAUUUCGGGGCCUCACUGUCGCAGGAUUUCAUAUGAGUGAGGCGCCGGUGGUCAAUCGCUCCAUCUCCACAAUACUCUUUACCUCCACCACACUGCCUCCACCGUUGCCUUCCACUUUAGGCUUUGGUGAACCUAAACCGUCAUCCAUUAUUGGACCGAGUGACCUUUGUGGAGAUUGUGGCAAUAAGCAUGGUCAUCAGCAUCACCACAAGCACGAGCAGCGUAACCAACGGAAGCAUAGUCAUACUCACAACACUGGUAGCAACGAAGACGACACGAGCGGCCACCAGCAAAUCUAUCACCACCACGUUCACCACCACGUCCACACUCUGGAGUCCGGCUCUCCUGCCCCGUCACCAUCCACCACUGCUCCCUCCCACAGCAGCUCCUACGAAAGUAAGCCGAGCCACCACAGCACGCAUGGGCACUUAUUGAAGUCUAAGGGACUAACUCCCCGAGACAAGGCAGACUCUUCAUUUCGCCCUGAAGGGCCGAUCGUGGUGUCAACUACUGCUCCGCCAGUCUUGACUGGAGUAGGUCUUCGGCCCCACGGUAGCCAGCAGCAGUUCAUCACACCCAUAUCUCUCCCAAGCCAUCACCAGUUAUCCCCUUUGCCUGUCACUCCCUUAUUCUCUACCACAACUCCAUCUGCCCUACUUACUUCAUCGUACACGUCUUACACCCCAACAACCUCACACAGGAAUAUCCCAUCCAAAGCACCUAGCUUGCCCAUCAAUUCAUUUAAGCCAGGCAUUUCCAUCAGUCAUAGUCAUUCACUCCAAGGCGGAUUUUCUCCCUCAGUCCCGUAUUUUGCCCACAAGCCCCAGGGAACUAGCACAAUACAGCCUCCUUUUACUACCAUCCACCCCUUUAGUGUCGGCACUACUACACCAGGGCCGCACAUCCCAUCCUCCAUUACUCCUAUCUUCGGCACUGCAUCCAAGCCCACGGUGCCAACCAACUCGCCAACGUUUACCGUCACUGAGAUCCCAGCCACAACAGAUUCCAGCACCAUAUUCGUCUUGCAUCCCCGCGUUCCUCUCAACGGCCAGUUCCCUCCACUUGGUGAUGGCGUCCCAGGGUAUGAGAAAUCGCUGCCAGAUGAUUCAAUGGAGGAUACUGAUUCGAACAAUAGCGACACGACUGACACGUCCCUGGAGAGACUAACAUUGGCGUCUAAGGAAGGAAGUGACUUGGAUCGUGUCCCAGGCACCGAUUCCAACGACGACGACCACAUCCUCUCCCCAUUUAACAGAAGGAAAGGAAAUGCGACCGACGUCACGCGAGAGACUUCUCAGAACACAAGUACUGCCACGUCACCUUCAGCGACCAACCCAGUGGCUCAAAAGAAAUACCCCGUGCCUCAGCUAGUGGGCGUGGAUGGCUUGCCUCUUGUACCUCCCCAGCCGGGACUCCUCGGGCACACAUUCGGUUCGUUUCCCUUCCAAGGGAGCGGGCAGUUAGCUGAUGACAGGCGCCCCCUGACCGACGAGGAGUUACAGCUACCGGCUUACCUAAAGGAAACUCCACCUUGCGCCAGCGUCCCCACCAACAAGUCGUUCUGCCUCAUGCCGCAUGGAUAUCCGAGUGAGCUGUCAUCAUAUAUAAUAAGAGCAUUCAGCGAAGAGCUGACUGAAAUGUGGAAGAUCCUCUCGCAGAUAAAAUCUUUACCUCCAGACACUUCCCAAGGCGUGGCUGGGCCGGGCGUCAACACUAGUGCAGAGUGUGAACCUGAGGAGAAAUCAGUGGAGCUCAGCUGGUCUCGUGACGUCCUGGGUAACUGGUUCGUCAUUUUACAAACGGAGCCCUUCACCCAACCAGCUGAGGUCACGACUUGCAGUGCUGCUGCUCGCUUGAAAGGCUGCCGCCCGCUUCUUAGACCACGUCCGCUCCUUGCCCUGCAGCCUUCAGACCCUGAGCCUCGUCCUUUCCUCCUUGAGUUUCCUUUGCCAGUGGCCUGCGUCUUCCCUGAAUCUCGACCGCGUGUCUUCACUGCCUUUGAUGUUGUGACUUCUAUGGACUCACCAGCGACUCCACCUUUCCCAGACUAUGACCUAGACGACCAGGGCAGCGACGUAGUUUUUCGCCUGGCCGACAGCUCUAUAAAAGUACCGCCUAGUAAUGAAUACAAACCCUCAUAUUCAGCUGACACAUCAUUAUUCAAAAUGCAGCGACAUGCACAUCAUCACUUGACACUACCACCCAUCCCCAAAACCACCAGCAUACCCUGGACGUCACGGACAUUUUCACACAUUUCACUUUCUUUGCGUCCAGAUACGUUAGCAGAUGUGGAAGAUGAUGUCCUCGCUGACGUAAUUCUAACACAUAACGGAAUGACAGACGCUGCUUUACCCACAUCAGGCGACAUUCUACUUAUGCCGACUCAAGCAGUCAUCUUUUCUUCAAUCAUUUUGACACUUGCCCAAAUACAAUCCCGAUGUCAACUUUUGAGAAACUGAGUUUCAAGAAGCCAUAUUUUUUUUCUCUUUACUACAUACAUUCCAAUUAUUAUUUGUUAUGAGAAUUCAAUCAGCAAGGAAAACAGCUGCAAAAGUAACAACAAUAACGACUACAACAGCAAAUAAAAACUGCCUCUACUGUUAUUACUUGCUACCCCUGCUGCUGCUGCUGCUACUAUUACUACAGCUAUAACUACAACUACAACUACUACCGCUACUACUACUACUACUACUACUACUACUACUACUACUACUACUA